UACCCGUGGUUAGCACCAGCGAUCUCAGUUGGCAGUAGAGCUUCGUUCGUUCGGUCACAAGGACCUGUCUGUCCCAGUUUUCCUUCCGGGCGAUACUUACGCGACCACAUUCCAAUCGCGCGUUCGUAAAAUACGUGUCUUUAACAAAUGAGGACAAAAAACUUUUAGUGUGUUCUAAAUUGAAACAUUUGUCCGGGGACCAAAGAUGGGAUGGAAAAGGGAUGCUGUUCGAGUGGUUCUUCUGUUAACGAUAGUUGGAGCAACAUGGGCACAACAAUCUCCGGAUGCAGGCUAUUUGUCUGGAGAGGAUGCGACAAACCGAAGUGAGUUAGAAUCACGGGAAGGUGGACCGGAAUUGGAAUUUCGGUAUCAUGACCAUGAUCAGAUGACGAGAUACCUGCGCGCAGUAUCCGCUAGCUACCCCGCCCUGACUGCGCUCUACUCUAUUGGAAAGUCUGUACAAGGUCGCGAUCUGUGGGUGAUGGUGGUAUCAGCAUCACCAUAUGAACACAUGAUCGGCAAACCAGACGUCAAAUACGUAGCGAAUAUUCAUGGCAACGAGGCUGUAGGGAGAGAAUUGCUUCUGCAUCUUAUUCAGUACUUGGUUACAUCAUAUGAAAAUGAUUCGUAUAUCAAAUGGUUACUAGACAACACACGAAUCCACCUAAUGCCAUCCAUGAACCCGGAUGGUUACUCCAUAUCUUCUGAAGGACAAUGCGACACCAUUCACGGCAGACAUAACGCUCGCCGAUAUGACUUGAACCGCAAUUUCCCGGACUUCUUCAAAGCGAACACAAAACAACCCCAACCGGAGACGGAGGCCGUGAAGGAAUGGAUUAGCAAGAUCCAGUUUGUACUUUCUGGAUCUCUGCACGGAGGUGCACUCGUAGCGUCCUAUCCAUUUGAUAAUACACCAAGUUCUACUCCUUGUUUUCCAUGCUGCCUCUUAGGAAUAUGCAGGUCUUCCAUACUGUGUUCAGUGUUUCAAAGCUACGCGCACUCGCCUUCCAUCGCGCCAGACGACGACGUGUUCCGCCAUCUAGCGCUGGUCUACUCAAACAAUCACGCCAAGAUGUCCCGCGGGGUGUCUUGCAAGAGCGGCUCCCCGAGGUUCGAGAAGGGCAUCACUAACGGAGCGGCUUGGUAUCCACUCACUGGGGGCAUGCAAGAUUAUAACUACCUAUGGCACGGCUGUAUGGAAAUUACGCUAGAAAUAUCUUGUUGCAAGUAUCCUCCCGCACACGAGCUCGCCAAGUACUGGCAAGAUAAUAAGCAGUCCCUCAUUAAAUAUCUGGCGGAGGCGCACCGCGGCGCGCACGGCUUCGUAAUGGAUGACAGCGGCAGUCCGGUGGAGCGCGCCGCCGUCCGCGUGAAGGACCGCGAGGUCACGUACCACACCACCAAGUACGGAGAGUUCUGGCGCAUUCUGUUACCUGGACGUUACCGGCUCGAGGUGUCCGCGGAAGGCUAUCUGCCGCAAGAAGUUGAAUUCUUUGUAAUUGAUAGUCACCCGACUCUGUUAAACGUCACAUUACAUUCUGCCAAACGUAUAGACGGUGGACCAUACUACCGGCCGGCUGGGCCUCCCCGCCCGCCCCCCGCACCCGCGCCCUCUCCUGGACUCUUUUCCACUUUCACCAACUCUAUUAAUAAUUUCGUCUCUAGUAUCUUUGGAUAAGAAUUAAGAAUGUAAUGAGAAUUUAUAAAAUGUUAUCGGUAUGAAAGACAUUUCCAAAAUAUACUAAAUAUUACACCUACCGAUUAGAUAUAAGUUAAAAUGUCAGUUAGGAUCUCUAUAGGGUAGAUAUUUAUCAAAUUUAGGGUACAUAUUCUAAAAUUUAUUUACUACUUGCAAAAUACAAGAAUUUUAGAAAGCAUUCUGCUUCUCAACGCUGAGUAAGGCUUUUAUUUACCUUAAUUCAGACUUCAUUUUGACUUGUGCUAAUAAUCUGAUUAAUUUUGACGAAUCUAAUUUAUAGUAAAUAUGAUAUAAAUAAUUGGAAAUUGAAUAAGUUUGAUUUGUUCCACUUUAGAAGAAUAUUUGUAAAGUUACAUACGCCAAUUCGUAAAAAAUGGAUAAAAACGUUUAGAAUAAGUUUAAACUAAUGUCAUUUCAAUUUAUUUAGCUUAAAACUGGCCUGAUUUAUUGAUUCAUACUACAAAUCUUUUACUAAAUCAAGUUUCAGAAUUUAUUAGCAAAAUAUUUAUUGGUAUUAUAGACAUCUUGAAGUAGCAUAAUAAAUAUGUAUAUAUAGAACUCAAUGUAAGUUAUUUUUAAUAUUUAUUUAAAAUUACUCUUAAACAUACUAUUAAGUGCUGAUUCAAAUGCAUAGUACGAGUAUAAAACGUGCUUAUUAUUCCGUAUUCCUAUUCUUAUAAAUUGUAUGAAAAACUGCGUCUUCGCUUAAGGGACCACUGUAACAUCACGUUGUUAUCUGAACUUGGCUCAACCGGUAAAACCGGAGCUAUAGAAUUAAUUUACUCUUCAUUAAGUACAGUAUUAUCGAAAGUGAUAAGUGAAUAAAUACUACCACAUAUA
Molecule: messenger RNA, 2539 nt
Organism: Zerene cesonia (dogface butterfly)
Lineage: Eukaryota; Metazoa; Arthropoda; Insecta; Lepidoptera; Pieridae
Product: carboxypeptidase M-like
Exons: 12
Coding region: 206-1678 (490 amino acids)
Biological process (GO): proteolysis
Cellular component (GO): cell surface
Molecular function (GO): metallocarboxypeptidase activity; zinc ion binding
Source: RefSeq, a predicted model, not a curated record